AUGCAGUCCUUCCCCCCGGACCCCAUCGACCCGGAACAUGUCCCCGCCCGGGUCUUCCUCUGCUACAUCCACCUCGGCGUAAAGGUGCGCGGCUUCGAGGCCGUCGAGGCCCGCGUCGGCGACGCCAUGCGGCCGCGCGCGCGGGGCGGCCUGGUCGACACCGAGGCCGAGCACUCGCUCCUUGCCUACUUCCUCGACUCCAUGCUCGACGCCCUCUGCCGCCUGAGCCCGGAGCGCGAGUGGGCCGCGGGCUACGAGGACGUGCUGGGCCGCCUGUCGCGCGCCGGCGCCGGCGGUAGAGGCGGAGGCGGAGGCGACACGGUCCACCGGGUCUGCAAGCGCCUCUACGCCAUGCUCAUGGGCUUCGGCAUCCUCCCCACCCUCCCCGGCGCCCUGCCGACCUUGCCGGCCCUGUCCGAGUGGCAGGUCAAGCACCUGGCGUGCGGCCACGGCCUCGGCGGCGGCGGCGGCCCCGGCUCCGCCUCGUCCUGCUGCGGCAGCGACGCGUCCAUGGGCAGCAGCCGCGUCGAGAGCGACUACGGCUCCGGUUGCGAUUCCGGCCCUGGGUCCUCCUCCUCCUCCGCAGCGGCGGCGGCGGCCGCCGCCGUACCUUGGGAAAAGCAACAGCAGCAGCAGCAACAACAGCAGCAGCAACAACAGCAGCAGCAACAACAGCAGCAGCAACAACAACAACAACAACAACAACAACAACAACAACAACAACAACACAACCCGAGGCCAGACACCCCCGCCAUCUCGUGCCUGGGCCCGCCGCCCGGGAGCAACUACUCCGACACCAUGAUAGGCCCUGCCGCCCCUCCCCCGCCAUCGGAGCCCCAGCUCUGCCGCGGCUGCAGCGACCCCUCCCAGAACCGCGGCAUGCUGCGGGAUCCCACCUCCUUCUCCUCCUCCUCGGGCGGCGGCGGCGGCGGCGGCGGCUACUCUUACGCCGGCAUCGACGGCUUCCCGCCGUACCACAGUCAUCACCACCCCCCGCAGAUGUACGAUGGACUCCCACCGCCGCUGCUGCCUCUGCCUCCUCCGGCCUCCCCGCCCGCCGCCGCCGCCGCCACGGGUCCGCUGGGCUUGUACCGCGGCACCGCCUGCUCCUCCCCUGCGCCGCGCCGCCACGCCCGCCACCGCAGCCUCUUCCCGCCCGUCGACGCCGGCCCCUACGCCGUGCCGCGGGCCGCCGUCCCGCACGGUCCGACGUGGGGAUAG
Messenger RNA from Gaeumannomyces tritici R3-111a-1, 1221 nucleotides. RefSeq lists its product as hypothetical. Gene Ontology annotation, molecular function: transcription coregulator activity. The transcript has a single exon. Gene Ontology annotation, biological process: regulation of transcription by RNA polymerase II. The record is from RefSeq and is a predicted model, not a curated record. Lineage: Eukaryota; Fungi; Ascomycota; Sordariomycetes; Magnaporthales; Magnaporthaceae. Gene Ontology annotation, cellular component: nucleus; SWI/SNF complex. Bases 1 to 1221 code for a protein of 406 amino acids.